Messenger RNA from Diaporthe citri, 1014 nucleotides. RefSeq lists its product as uncharacterized. The transcript has 3 exons. The record is from RefSeq and is a predicted model, not a curated record. Gene Ontology annotation, biological process: glucose metabolic process. Gene Ontology annotation, molecular function: NAD binding; NADP binding; oxidoreductase activity, acting on the aldehyde or oxo group of donors, NAD or NADP as acceptor. Lineage: Eukaryota; Fungi; Ascomycota; Sordariomycetes; Diaporthales; Diaporthaceae. Bases 1 to 1014 code for a protein of 337 amino acids.
AUGGUCGUCAAGGUUGGCAUCAACGGAUUUGGCCGUAUCGGCCGUAUCGUCUUCCGCAACGCGAUCGAGCACAAUGACGUCGAUAUCGUUGCUGUCAAUGACCCCUUCAUUGAGCCCACCUACGCUGCCUACAUGCUCAAGUACGACUCCUCCCACGGAAACUUCAAGGGUGAGGUUAAGGUCAACGGCUCCGACCUGACCGUCAACGGCAAGACCGUCAAGUUCUACACCGAGCGUGACCCCGCCGCCAUCCCCUGGAGCGAGACCGGCGCCACCUACGUCGUCGAGUCCACCGGUGUCUUCACCACCACCGAGAAGGCCAAGGCUCACUUGAAGGGUGGUGCCAAGAAGGUCAUCAUCUCUGCCCCCUCCGCCGAUGCCCCCAUGUACGUGAUGGGUGUCAACGAGGACGCCUACGACGGCAGCGCCGACGUCAUCUCCAACGCCUCCUGCACCACCAACUGCCUGGCCCCCCUGGCCAAGGUCGUCAACGACAAGUUCGGCAUCAUUGAGGGUCUCAUGACCACCGUCCACUCCUACACUGCCACCCAGAAGACCGUCGACGGUCCCUCGGCCAAGGACUGGCGUGGAGGCCGUGGCGCCGCCCAGAACAUUAUCCCCUCCUCCACCGGCGCCGCCAAGGCCGUCGGCAAGGUCAUCCCCUCGCUCAACGGCAAGCUCACCGGCAUGUCCAUGCGUGUGCCCACCGCCAACGUCUCCGUUGUCGACUUGACCGUCCGUAUCGAGAAGGCUGCUUCCUACGAGGAGAUCAAGCAGGCCAUCAAGGCCGCCGCUGAGGGUCCCCUGAAGGGCUACCUCGCCUACACCGAGGACGACGUUGUCUCCUCCGACCUGAACGGUCACCCCGCCUCGUCCAUCUUCGACGCCAAGGCCGGUAUCUCGCUCAACAACAACUUCGUCAAGCUGGUCUCCUGGUACGACAACGAGUGGGGAUACUCCCGCCGUGUCCUGGACCUCAUCGUCCACGCCGCCAAGGUUGACGGCUCCAAGUAA